UUGAGUACUCAUUUUCGUUCUGUCUUCGGUCACGUUCGCCCAGUAUGGCGAUCGCCGUAUCGUGCGCCGCACCCCUUUCACAGCGACACCGACGCCAUCUGUCGACAGUGACGAUUUCUAAGUUUCCAUUUUAGACCGGGAAAAUUAAAUAUGGUUGAUUUGAAACAGUUGGAUGACCAAUGAUUGUCAAUACCGAUAACUACCGAACGAAAAUUCCAAUAAGUCAGAAUAAAUAAUAUAUCGCUUAAAAUCUAUAAUACUAUGGAGUAUAAUAAAAACACGUAAUGCUUUUACCAUGAUUUCUUGUGGAAAUCGUACAUAAGAUGGAAACCGACGAGGAGGAUAUAACCGUACUACCAGUAACGUCAAAGAUGUCGGGUGCUAUCGAGAGACAUAACCAAAAAGUAAGACGAAGAAACGUCACCGAUACAGUGAAUCUUUCUCAAGAUCAUAAAAAUGACUUGAAUUUCACGGCCGAACGUAUCCCACUCGUAUUAUUACCAGACUCGACUGAAGCUUGGUACGAUGGUAUUAUACCAAGAAUACCUGAUACAGCGGAUUUGACAUCAUCUGGUAAACAAAAUGGUGUGCUUGGUCAAGAUAGUGAUACCUUUAUGGAUAAUUCUUGUGUUGGUGUAGAAGAAUUGACGAAUCUAGAGCGUAUGAAAAUAAGUGUUAUACGAGGUACUAUCACGAAGCCGGAUUUAUCAUUGGGAGACUUUAGACUACUUGGAUCCAGUAAUGAAGGAUUUGUCACUGAUGGUAUACGAAGGGUACUUUGGCCAAAGAUACUAAGAUUGUCCAUGGAUGAAAUUAUACCUGUAGAAGGACUAAAAACAAUAUAUACUAAAAUUCCUAAUGAAGUUUAUCAGCAAAUAUUAAAAGAUGUAGCACGAAGUGGAAGUCAUAUUUCUCCAACUGCGACGGAAAAAGAGACUGAACAUUUCCAGGACCAAUUAACGCAGAUUAUUUGUUGGGUUCUUCACAGGCAUCCUGAAUUAAAUUACUACCAGGGCUAUAAUGAUGUAGCUGCAACUAUUUUACUUGUUAUGGGCCUACAAGAAGGUUUAUAUGUACUUGAAAGUAUUUCUAUGGAGUUUCUUGAAAGAUUUAUGGAAAAAACAAUGGAAAAAGUUAAUCAGGAACUCUUUUACAUAUUUGCGCUGUUAGAACGUGUUCACCCUACUCUUCUUGAACAUCUAGAAAAUGUAGAAUUGUUUCCUCAUUUUGCACUAGCUGAAUAUACAACAUGGUAUGCGCACAAAUAUGCAGAAAAUAGGAAAUUAUUGCAUAGAUUAUACGAUUAUUUUCUUAGCUGUCCACCAUUAAUGCCACUUUAUCUUAGUUCCGUAAUUGUAGCACAUCGGGCUACAGAAAUAUUUAAUACUACCCCCGAUAUGGGACAUACCCACAAAGUUUUAUGUACACUACCUGAUAAUUUGCCUUUUGAAACACUUCUUAUUGAUGCAAAAAAUUUGUACUGUCAGUAUCCCCCAGAAUCAAUAAAUAAGGAUGUAAAAGAUUAUGAUUGUAAGAGACGUUGUAAGGAGCAAGAAUGGAAAGCAAAAGCAGAAGCAAGUCGCCAGGAAAGAGAAAGACAACGUCGACUUAAAAUUGUUAAAGCAGCUCCAAGAAUACCUUAUCGCAUUAGAAGUUACAAAACUAUAACUGUUGUAACAAUUUUAGCUCUUGGAUUGUACGCAUUUCUGAAAUCUACAUCAAGUCUUAACUGACAUUAAAUGUACUUCCCCCUUCCGAAAUUAAAAUUGAUAUAUGAUUUAUAAAUGAAAAUUAUUGGUUCUGUAGUAAAUGAUAAUUGGUGUGAAGUUCUGAAUGUUGGUAAAGCUUGAGCAAAAUUGCCUCAAAAAAAAAACACACAAAAAAAAAACAAAAACAAAAAAAAAACAAAAAAAAAACAAAAAAAAACCAAUUAAAAUUUUAAACAUUCCUAAGCUGCCUUUAUGCUGUGUUCUUUGAAGGCGCUGACCAGAACUUUUUAUGCACAUGUUAUAAAAGUCAUUUGUAGAUAGGUGCCUUUAGAAAAUGGUAAACAAUUCUUUUAAAAAUACGACAAAUUGUUAAGAAAUAAUGAACAUACAAUAAAACUUAUUGUAUAAUAUAAAGUGUGCGAUAUAAUGUAUAAAUGGGACGGGUUCGCAUACUUGCGUGUAUUUAUUCAUUAUGUAGAUUGUAUGCUUGACAUUGUAUGACAAAUUGUAUAUACAAAUACAUAAACACAUACACAAAUCUAAAAUAUAAAAGAAAAUACUAUACAUGAAAUCAUAUAUAAUGAUAUUAGCAUGAUAUAUAACGAACAUUAAUAAAAAUUUUUAUUUUUCCAAUAUUAUUAUUAAUUUCUAUACCUUUCAUAUAAUUUUUACAAUUUGUAGUUAUCAAAAUAUUGAUCUGAAAUACAUAAUUGCUUUAGAUGUAUUGUAAGAUAGAUCAAGUGUAAAUUGAAAUUUGUAGUGUAUAUAACGUAUUGAUAAAGGGAAUAUGUUUCUAUGACUUAUUGUUUUUAUCACCUUUAACCUAGAAUUUAUAUUAUAUUAACUAAUAUGAAUAUUUCUUUGUGUAUUACGUUCGUCUAUUGUUUAACGUAUGACUAAUUAUAAUUAUUUUUGAUAGACUUAUUCGAUAUUAAAACUUAGAAAUAUACAAAUUAAGAGAACAGAAUGUGUGUGUGUAUAUAUAUAUAUGUGUGUGUGUGUGUGUGUGUGUGUGUGUGCGUGUGUGUGUGGCAAGAUUUAGUGAAUGUUUAUUAUUUCAAGAUUAUCAUUUAUUAGAUAAUCCUAAUAAAUCAUGACUUCUAGAGAGUAAAACUAAUACCUGAGAUAAAUCCUUAAGAGUAAUUGUAACUAUUUACUUUGUUUAUUUUAUGCUACUUAUUUUAUAUUUGAAAAUAUAGUUGCCGAAGAUGCAGUAAGCAUUUUAAACCAUAAGUAUGUUAAGGAAACUGUGCUUAAAAAGAUAAAAUUAUUAACGUAUAAAAAUAUUUUACGACAGACAUGGACAAUUACAUAAACAACUAUUAUCACUAGUUGUUCGUAUAUCUUUUGUUUGGCAGCAAUUAUUAAAUAUUAUGUGAUUUUUGCUUACAACAUUCUCAGAAUUAAUUCCUAAAUAUUAAUAAAUGUUUUAUUUUCACUUUG
Molecule: messenger RNA, 3152 nt
Organism: Vespa velutina
Lineage: Eukaryota; Metazoa; Arthropoda; Insecta; Hymenoptera; Vespidae
Product: TBC1 domain family member 20
Exons: 6
Coding region: 324-1733 (469 amino acids)
Biological process (GO): endoplasmic reticulum to Golgi vesicle-mediated transport; positive regulation of GTPase activity
Cellular component (GO): endoplasmic reticulum membrane
Molecular function (GO): GTPase activator activity
Source: RefSeq, a predicted model, not a curated record